Messenger RNA from Pocillopora verrucosa, 1216 nucleotides. RefSeq names its product RRP15-like protein. Gene Ontology annotation, cellular component: preribosome, large subunit precursor. The record is from RefSeq and is a predicted model, not a curated record. NCBI's taxonomy places the organism in Eukaryota, Metazoa, Cnidaria, Anthozoa, Scleractinia, Pocilloporidae. Gene Ontology annotation, biological process: maturation of LSU-rRNA; maturation of 5.8S rRNA.
AUGGCGGAUGAAAGCGAAGACUUCGAGAAACAAAUUUCAGACGCUCAGCCAAAAAUGGAAGACGAAGGUGGAGGUAGUGAGGAAGAAGUAAAUCAAGGAUGGGCAGAUGCUAUGGCAAGAAUUCUUGAAAAUCAGUUACCGGAGGACAAGCCACCUGUGUUAUUGAAAUACAAGAAAAUUGAAAAGAGAAAAGCAGAGAGAAAUGAACAAUUAGCCUCCAAGAAGCUGAAAAGUCAAGAACGGCAUGCUAUGCUUGAGAAAGACCAUAUUAAACCUGAUGCCUCAACACUGGAUUAUGAAAAGAACUUAAUGAGAAUUGCAACAAGAGGAGUGGUCAAACUGUUCAAUGCUGUCAGUAAACAUCAGAAGGAGAUGAACAGUAAACUAAACUCUGCUCCUACUGAAGCCAAGAAAACAAAAGUGGAAACGAUGUCCAAAUCUACCUUUCUUGACAUGCUGAAGAGCAGCUCUGACAAGGGACGGACUCAAGAGAAUAAAGAACAGAAAGGAACGGGAAUCGAGCUCACUGAUACCGACGAUGCGUCAUCAUGGAGCAUUCUACGCGAUGACUUUAUGAUGGGCGCUAAGAUGAAAGACUGGAACCGAGAAGAACAAAAAACCAAGAGGAAAGAUAAAAAACUAACAGACAUUACUGAUCAUGAGCUGGAAACAAGUAACGCUGACUUCUUUGAUGAAUCAGAUGAUGGGAACAACGAGCAGUCGGAUUCAGAGUCAGAUAUGGAUUCGCAAGGGGGCUAGAGCGUGACAAAGCGUGACGAAAAGUUCCUCAAUAUCGCGCUUUUUUGACAAUUUCGUUACUUCGAAUCACACUGUCCUGUGACGCAAGGUGAUGCUUUGCGGAGAAUGCUGUCAAUAAUACCAGUUUGCAGUUUUAAAAAAAAAUUCAAUCGACAUUGUAGCGGGAGAUGGAAAUCUUCUAAAAUGGACGCAAAAGUCUGGUCCUAAAGGCACCCAGAAGAGGGUUGACUCUGUAAAGGAACUCUGCCAAGAGCGCAGUUUCAAAUGUAUCUGCUCCGCGCAGACAAACUAAAAUCGAAUUAAUCCCUUGUAACCUUUGCGGUGCUCUUAUUGGUUUUCUCUUGGGUGUUUUAAUGUAGAGGCAACGCGUGAAAGCUAAACGGUCAAAUUUUUUUGGCUAAUGUAAGGCCUCGUGUAUCCCUAUCAAACGGUUCCACCCUAAAUAUAAAUGUUCUUA